Prorocentrum cordatum is the source of this 3465-nucleotide messenger RNA. Lineage: Eukaryota; Dinophyceae; Prorocentrales; Prorocentraceae. The record is from the annotation of a GenBank genome assembly.
AUGGUGUCCACCGCCAUCUACGGCCUGGUGAUCAGGGGCAACAACAUCCAAGCAGUGACGAAGCGCCACUUCCCGCUUAUAGGGGCGUUGAAGACCGUCGACUUCAGGAAGUGUGCGCGAGACGUUGCGGAGGUCGCGAGGCGCGGCGGCCUGGCGGCAGACAAGGGCGGUGACGUGGAGGAGGCCCACCGCGAGGGUGACGCGAAGGCGGGCCACGGCCGCAGCCGCCUGAGGCGCAGCCUCGCGGAGAUGGGCCUCGUGGGCGCCAUGCGGUUCGCGACGGUGGUCCUCGGCCUCGUCAGCCUGAACCACGUGGCGGCGGCGGCGCGGUGCAGGCGGCCGCAGGCCUGCGAGGCCGCGCUGCGGAGCCUGGAGCGUGGCGAGGCCGCGAGCGCGCCGCCGGGCCUGCCCCGCGGCGCGCAGCGGCAGGCUCGCGAGCGCCAGGCCCUGCCAGGCGCCGCAGGAGAUAUUGGGGCGACGUUCGAUGACGUGGAGGCAGUGGCAAUUACGGGCACUCAGCUGAAGGCCAGGGAGCUCGAAGUACAACGGCGUCGGGACUUCGCGAUCAUUGCGCAGUACUACCCGCCGAAGGUGACGGAGACAAAGAAGCAGCCGGCCUACAAGAGGACGGUGAGGGCCAUGACGCAGUGGCUGUCUAGAGAACUCGCGGCGUGCCCGUCCAGGUCGGUACCGGUGGUUAUGUGUGACUUGAAUGAUGGGAUUGGCUUGAAGAAGAGCGACGAUGACAAGGUGAUAGAUGAGGAGGCUAGUGGACUUAGGAAGUCGGACGCUGAGGGCCCUGCUGGGAAGAGAUGGGUCCACAUGUUGCCUGCGAUAGGUAAAGUGUGGUACUCGGCUCUGAUGAAUAGAUCGAUCAUGGCUCCUGAUGUGCACGGAUACCAGCCUGGUAGGUGCAAGGAGACUCCCAUGCUGGUUUCCUCCAUCUUGGCGUGGAGAGCGCAGCGAGAGGGCAGAUCGUUUUGCAGGCAGUACUUUGAUGCCACUAAUGCGUUUGGCAGUAUCUCUCAAGUAAGGCUGAAGCUGGCAACGGCUGAACUUUUUGAGGGAGGUACGGUGCCUAUGGGACUCCAGAGGGUGGAUCAGGCCACCAUCUCGGUGCCGUGUGAAUUCGGGUCGGUGCUUUUGCGGCCUGGCUGUGGCGGAAUGAUGGGGGACCCGUUUAUGGUGGCGGCGUGGGUGAGGGCCUUUCAACCGAGUGUUGCGCGGUGGCGCAGUGCGAUGGCCGCUGAGGGUGUGAUGGAGGGACAGAUGGUGGCUACGAGCCCCUGUGAUCCAGACCCGAUCGACCUUGCACUGUGCCAGUAUGCUGAUGACCUGGAGCUUUCCCACCUGGGAAAGCCCAAAGAGCGUGCUGCUUCUCUCCUGGCGAGGGCUUUUGCUCCUGAACUGAAGGCCCGCAAGGCGGCCAUCUUUAAAGCUUUUUACUCCCUGGGCGGCUUCUGGUUUUUGAAAGGGGUCCCGUUUCGAUUGAAGCGCGCGAUGUUUCUGUAUUUUGUUGUGGGCACUGCUGUGCAGAAUUUGGAGGCGUACCUUCCGUCGUCCUGCCAGUUGGCAGACUUGCAGCAGGUGGUUGACCAGCUGGCAAGGAAGGCACUCCGAGGAUUGGCGCACGAGGAGGUAGAGGGAGUGCACUCGUCGUGGUCAAAUGAGCGCGUCAGAAAACACUGGAGGCUAUGCUCGCUUGCGGUUGAACUGAGGGUGCGUCGUCUUAAGAGACUUCAAGCCAUAGCAAAACGACCAGAAAGGCACAGGCAGUGGAUAGCGGCGCACUUCGGGGUCAUGAACUGGGAGAGGAUGGAGACGAUGACGGAGGAUGGGAGGCUCACGGAGAAUGCAAAUCCUUGGGCUCGUAGGGUACUAGAGGACCUGAAGGCCCUGCUCUCGGUGGAGGACGCGGAGUGGUUCUUGUCUGAGCUUCGUAUCACGUCGACUACUGAGCCUACUAGCGACACGCAUGCUUACCUUAGUGACCUGGUCUGCGAGACGGAGGCGAGGCAAGACUUUAUCAAGGAGCCGAAGUGGGCCCUGAAGAGGGGAGUGGAGGGACAGCAGGAGGGCGGGCGCAAGAAGCUGCUGACGGAGCUCGGAGGCGACGUCGGCGGCGGCAACAAGACGCAGAUGCUAGAGAGGAUGGUCAAAGUGUUGGCGGCCCUGGCACUGACACAGGCGGCGGAGCUCUGGGACCUGAUCGCCGCCGUGUACUUGACCUUUUUGAUCCCCGCGGCGUCGACCAUCGCGAAGGCGAUGAAGGAGGCGGGCAGGGACUACCACGCGCAGGCCAAGCGCAUCAAAGAAGGCCCGCCGUUCUUGCACGUGUUCAAGGCCAUGAUCAAGGCGGCGUACAGUGUCCAGGGCCUAUCGGAGGGGAGUCGCAAAGUCAUCGAGAAUUUUUGGAAGCAGCACGUCCUGCAGAGAGAGCUUCACGACCUGGCAGAGCAGAUUCGUCAUUGCCGUGUCAAAGACACGCGCAAGAAAGAGAGCCAGGCGGAGGUCAUGCGUAUCACGAUUUGUUUCAGCACGCAGUGGACGGAGCUGCAGGACGCAGUAAUGGAGGCGCUGAAGAAAGAGAAUGGCGUUCUGAAGGAAGCACCGCGGCCAGUGGUGGCGGUCACGCCCACCAAGCUGCGGCAGGCGGCGCCGCCCUGGCCAGAGGGUUGGCGGGCGCUGGAUAGCGAGGGCGACGUGCACCAGGAGGGUAGGGUCAUCGGGCAGCCGGCGGAGAAGCAGGUCGAGAGGUCCUUCCUGGGCAUGCGGCCCGCGGAGACGGGCUGCGGGGAGCUGCGCACCGUCGGCAGCGUCGGGGGCAGGCACGGGGUGCCCAGCGAGCUGGGCGGCGGGAUCGUGCCGCGCUCCUUCCACAGUUCUGGCGGGCUCGAUGCCUCCGACGGCGAGCUCAUCGCCCGCGCGCUGGGCAGAGAGUGCGGACGUGCCGGAGGCUGGCUCAACGGCAGGGCCCUUGCGGCUAAGCAUUGGCUCUGGUCCCCCUUCUACUCGUGGCUGGAGGCGGCGAUGCCUUCCGAGGGCCCGCUGGAUGGACCGCCGCGCCGCGACGACAUGGACUUGGAGUGCCUGGAUAUACCAGGGGCCCUGCGGCCAGAGGCCGCCACGGCGCGGCUGGAGAGCCUCGGCGGCGGGGACGGGGCCCCCGCGCCCCCGAGCACGGUCCUCGCCCCCAGAGGCCCGGCCUGCGCGCCCGAGGGCAUGCGGGCGCCGCGCCGUGCGGCCGUCCACCUCGAGGGGAUGGGCUGCCUCCCGCACCUGCUCGAGUGCCGCGUCGCCGCGGAGGCGCACGGGGGAGCGGCGUGGGCCGCGCGGGGCUCGCCGAGGGGCGAGUGCCGUGGGGCGCCACGGGGCACCCCGGAGGUGGACGAGCCAGCUGCCACGAUGCGGACGCUUGGCGCGGCUGCGCCGACCUUCGUGCACGCAUGUCAGCGCCGCGCGUGA